This is a messenger RNA of Zingiber officinale, 1026 nucleotides long. RefSeq names its product protein DETOXIFICATION 46, chloroplastic-like. The record is from RefSeq and is a predicted model, not a curated record. The transcript has 8 exons. NCBI's taxonomy places the organism in Eukaryota, Viridiplantae, Streptophyta, Magnoliopsida, Zingiberales, Zingiberaceae. Bases 14 to 760 code for a protein of 248 amino acids.
UAUUGCUGCUUUUAUGAUGCUGGAAACCCUUAACAAGUCUGGUUAUAGUGCUUUUUUAGUAUGCAUUCCUUCACUUGGAGAAUUGCUCCAAAUACUAGCUAUUGCUGCUCCAGUUUUCAUAACAAUGACUUCAAAGGUUGCUUUCUAUUCUCUAAUCACCUAUUCUGCUACAUCAAUGGGGACAAUCACACUAGCAGCUCAUCAGGUUAUGGUUAAUGUCUUUUGCAUGUUCACUGUUUGGGGUGAACCUCUCUCACAAACUGCACAGUCGUUCAUGCCAGAGUUGAUCCAUGGAGUGAAUCGCAGUUUACAGAAGGCACGGAUGUUACUCAAAUCACUCACUAUGAUUGGAGUAAUAAUUGGAUUGACGUUGGGAGCUGUUGGAACUUCUAUCCCAUGGCUUUUGCCUCACUUUUUUACAACUGAUGAAAUGGUCAUUGGUGAGAUGCAUAAGAUCCUGCUUCCUUACUUCCUCGCAUUAGUGGUGACACCUUCAAUACAUAGUCUUGAAGGAACAUUGCUGGCUGGUAGAGAUCUCAGGUUUUUGAGUCUGUCAAUGAGUGGUUGUUUUUGUUCAGCUGGACUUAUCUUGUUGCUUGUAAGCAGUACAGGCUUUGGUUUGCCAGGCUGCUGGUGGGCCCUUGUUGCAUUUCAAUGGGCCCGCUUUACACUUGCAUUACAAAGACUACUGUCUCCACGAGGUAUGUUGUACAACGAAGGUAAUGACCCAAAUGAACUGGUGAAGUUGAAAGCUACAUAGAAUCGUGCAUGCAACCUCAGACAGGACGUCAAACCUCCUGCUGGUUCCCCAAAUUAUAUAUCGUAUGGUAAUUAUUUUACUGGAACCGAAGUGUGUUUCUUGCACAUUAAGAAUGAUUUUUCCGGUUGUAUAUUACUCGAACUUCUUCAGAUGUGGUCAAGUUAAUAUUAUUUAUUUACAGGGCUGCCCGUCCCUAAUUAAGAAGAAUGUUUCCUUGUUUAUCUUCAAUUGUAUUGAAGAAGAAAAUUACCAAAUAAUCUUGCUUA